Molecule: messenger RNA, 801 nt
Organism: Acromyrmex echinatior (Panamanian leafcutter ant)
Lineage: Eukaryota; Metazoa; Arthropoda; Insecta; Hymenoptera; Formicidae
Molecular function (GO): DNA binding
Source: RefSeq, a predicted model, not a curated record
UACUUCUGUUUUUGACCUUCUGGAGUUUAUGCUUCUUCAUAUCGUUUCUAUACCUUCAGUGAUUAAGUCCGAUUAAAUGCUUUAAAAUUCCGUAAUACAAAACGCGCAAUUAUAAUGGCGGACCAGCAAUUAAAAGACAACAAGAUCCGAGUAUUCAAUGUCCGAGUUCGUCAAUAUCUGCGUAAACAUUUCAUACCAUCAAAAGUGGAAUAUUUCACAAAUUGCAAAUAUUGUUUGUCAAGAAUAAGUUAUAGAAGCAUCUAUUCUUUAUUACUCGAGCACUUGACCAUGUACCAUCCGCAAGUAUUAACAGAAGAACAGAAGACAGAACGUAACAUUCAUUGGGCAUGGGAUUAUUUUACUCAAACAUCAUCUGGCGAUGCACAGUGCAAUAUAUGUAGUAAAAUAUUGAAAGGUUGUAGAAUCGAUAAUUUAACGACGCAUCUUGAUUUACACAGGGACAAACAUAAAAUCUUCGAUCCAGACGAAGUUAUUUACGAAGAUACUUAUAUGUUUGGCGCAAGUACUAGUACAAGCGGCAGUAUGAUUGAGGUUGCGGAAUAUCAGGAAACUACAAUAGCUUCUAAUUUGACCGAUGACACGGAUAGAACACGAGUUCCUAACGAACAUAAAAUCUUCGAUCCAGACGAAGUUAUUUACGAAGAUACUUAUAUGUUUGACGCAAGUACCAGUGCAAGCGGCAGUAUGAUUGUGGAGGAUGCGGAAUAUCAGGAAACUUCAAUACCAAUAGCUUCUAAUUUGACCGAUGACACGGAUAGAACAUGUGUUCCUAACGAUUAA